AUGCAUCCAAAGAAGAAGAAGACAAUAAAGAAGUUUGAUGUUGAUCUAUGGAGUCCGUGUGGCAAUCCUCGCCCUCAACCUGCUGUAGAGGACUCCGAAGACAUAAUCGAAGACAUCCCCGAGGCUGUACAUUCAAGCUCCGAAAUAGCAGCACAGUUGCAACAAUUCUCUCCCUACACUGAAGCUCCUGUCGCGCUCCACAUCGGUGAAGAGCCGACGGUCUACUAUGUGCCGAGCCAUCUUCUACCACGUGGAAAGAUUCACACACGCGGAGAAGAUCCAUUGUACCUCCCGGACAUUGAGGUAGAGACCGGACAUACGCUAGUUCAUUACCUAUACACCGGGACAUACGAAACCCUUCACGCAUCCAGUGAACUUGAGCAAGCGCUGCUGGUAUAUAUCAUGGCCAUGAGCUAUGAAAUUCCCAGGCUUGCUGAGCUUGUCGUGAGUGAAAUAGAAAGCCUUUGCGCUGGAAUAGACAUCUUCCGGAUGAUGACAUCAAUCGAACCCAACUUCACGAAGCUUGAAUUAGAGAGUCGCGACGAGGGCCCAGUGCAUGCCAUUUUACGCAAAAAGGCGAGGACCACAUUUGAAGCAAACCCCACUGCAUUCCAGGCAGAUGAGUUCUUGGCUCAUCUCAGCAACGCAGACUUCAGAAGUUUCAUGUUGAAAUGUGUAAUGAAGCUCUACAGCGACAAGGUCUCACACCUCGAAAGGGACCGGGAAGGAAUCAGGAAAGAGCUCAAAGACAGCAAAAAGACAGUCAAAAAAUUCGAAGCCGAUUGGAAGGUCGAUGUGGAACAAAGAAUGGAUAAUCAGAAUGGUUACGUCGCGGUUGGUGCAUAUGAUAGUGAACCCACUGUGCGAGAGGACAUUGAGCAUGUUGCAGCCGAGGCAGAAAGUAUCUCGACUGAUUGCUUCAACAAUAUCAGCUACCCAUCAUGCGAAGAUUCAGUUCAGCCUCCACGGUCUCUUGAUGGACUUGAAGAGCCCCAACCUGAUGAAUCCCAGCCUGAGCAAGCCCCAUGUGAAGAGCUCUACCCUGAGGAGCCUUGUCGCGAGGCCUACCCUGAACCUCCUCCUGAGCCCUAUCCCGAGGAAUCAGAGGUCCCCGCCCAUGAAACUCCAGCAGAAACCAUCGCAGAGCCAGAACAUGCACAAGACGAGCUCGCAAAGAUCCUGCAGCAGAUGGGAAGAAGCUUGAAGACAAACAAAGCUAAAAGGGCAUUGGAGAGACUAGAGCGAGCUGUCAGGAGCGAAAAGCAGGCUGUUCAAUACGAACCCCCACAGCCGCCCUCAGCGGAAGAGAUUGUGUUUUCCAGUUAA
Pyrenophora tritici-repentis Pt-1C-BFP is the source of this 1326-nucleotide messenger RNA. Its product is annotated as Trypan-PARP domain containing protein. The record is from RefSeq and is a predicted model, not a curated record. NCBI's taxonomy places the organism in Eukaryota, Fungi, Ascomycota, Dothideomycetes, Pleosporales, Pleosporaceae.